AUGAGUUUACACUUCGCUGUUUCUCAGUUUUUUGAGGUAAGUAUAAGAACAAAUUCAGUAGUUUUUAAUUCUAAGAUUAACAUUAAGAAACGUUUCCUAACAGUGAAUUAUACAUAGUGCUAGACAGCUCGUCUUACAGGAAAAGUACUCUGCCUGCCCCGCUCAGAAUUAGCUUAAAAUUUUUAUAUAAAUUCCUUAUACUACCAAUAUUACUCAUAAAAAAUUUUAACUCGCGCUUUUGAGUUUUAAAUGUUAAAUAUUUGAAUUUCUCGCCAAUUUGAAAAAGUUGGCAUUGUGUUUCAAGCAGUUUUUUUCACUUUCCGGACAAGCUAUGUUUACAAAUUUAAAAAAGUAGGUUCAUUUAAAGGUAUUCUACUAGUAUAUCAAAGAAAAAUAAUUGAAAGUCAAAAAAUGACAAAGUUUUAAGCUUGAAACACAAUGCCAAUUUGGCGGGAAAUUAAAAACGUAAUGUUUUAAUCUGGAUUUUCUCAAGAUUUCCUGGAAAGCGUGAUUUACUGCUUUUCUGAAGGUCUUACAUUUACAUCAACCUUCUGUAAAAACAAGUUUGAAGUCAACCAUAGCGGGGUAGGUCAGGCACUUUCCUUGUUAUUUGGAAGAACAGGGAAGUGUUGUAGAAAAAUAGAAGACUGGCUAAAGCCGAGGCUAAGCCAAUUUUUUAGUAAUAAUAAUAUUUCAGUGGGAAACCCGAGUAGUGACUCGUUGGCCAUUAUUGUUUAUCUCUAUACCUCUACUGUUUACAAUGACAAUUGUAUCAUUAACCAUUUACGAUCCCAAACUCAAUACUUCAAAACAAAGCUUGGAAAUGUUUCUGCCUGAUCAAAUGGAGUCGUUGCUGCAUUUACAUGAGGUAACUAUUAACUAUAGUGAAAAUGAGUUCUUUCGAAUGUAUUGGCUAGGCUAAAAACGAUCUGAACUGACCUAAAAAACAGCCGGCUAGGUCUAUUUUUGAAGCUGAGGUUGGUAGUUUCCGGGUUUAGGCUUGGAUUGAUAAGUAAAGAGAGUCAAAGGGUGGGUCAGGCAUAAUCAAGGAAUAUUAAUGCCAAAUUUCAGUUGAUGAACCUAUUUCCACCUCGAAAUGCCCUCAGGGACAGUUAUUCUUUAUUCGGAUCGAAAUUCGCUUAUGUCAUUUAUGAAGAUACCUCAGAAGAUGGGAAUAUAUUGACCGACAGUAAAAUGAAACACAUCGCUGAACUUCAAAAAACUGUUCAGAAUGUAGUCACGGUAAGGUAGGGUAAGGGGGUACCUUUGAUCAGUAAGACUUUUAUAACGUAUUUUACAUUAUUUGUUUGUCAUUACAUAAUGAUAUCUUAAUGAACAAUAUAGUUGUACUUACUAUUAGUAGCAAUAAGACUGCAUUACAGUCUGAGUAUACAUAGUAAUAGGAUUAGAAAGACAAGACUAUGGCUAUGGCUAUGGCUAUGGCUAUGGCUAUGGCUAUGGCUAUGGCUAUGGCUAUGGCUAUGGCUAUGGCUAUGGCUAUGGCUAUGGCUAUGGCUAUGGCUAUGGCUAUGGCUAUGGCUAUGGCUAUGGCUAUGGCUAUGGCUAUGGCUAUGGCUAUGGCUAUGGCUAUGGCUAUGGCUAUGGCUAUGGCUAUGGCUAUGGUUAUGGCUAUGACUAUGGCUAUGGCCAAGGCUAAAAACCAAGGGCAGAUGUUUUACUUCCUAUAACAAAAAUUGAUCACUUUUUCAAAAAAACUGUAAAACAAUACAAUGACGUAUUUUACCAAAAACUAAUACACAUUUUACAGGAUAACUACUUAAAAUUUACUGACCUAUGUUACCGUGAAGAACAGAAUGCAUCUUGUUUGAUGCAUCCAAUUUUGUAUGCAUUGGAAGAUUCGCAGGCAUUGCUGGCUACACAAUUCUUGGCACGGUAGGUUUUUCUUCAUAAAUAAAUUUAAAAAAAAACUUCAAAAUUCAAAAAAAAAAUUUUUUUAAAGUUUUGACAGCUAUUAUGUAAACUCUGUUAAAUUAACAAUAGGAAGGAGGUGGAUCGAAGAACAGGUCUUUGAUAUCAAUAUUUUGCUGUAUCAUACCUACAAACGCUUAAACCCUUACUUUAUUAAGCUUCUUCGUCAUUUUCUAAACCUUCUCCUAUCUUUAGAAACCACGUUUCAUUUACUCCGCUCCCAUUGUCCUUUAAACGGCGCUAUGCACUUUUAUUUCCGAUAACGUCCUUUUAAAUAAGAGUGCACAACUUCGCAUAAGAGUACAUGGACUUUUGUAAAAGUACAUUUCGGACAUAAGAGUGCAAAAUCUUUAUAGUGCAAAAAGAAAAAAAACUAAAUCAAAGGUGGGUUAGAGAAACGAGAAAUAGUGUUGUUGGUUAGAGCAAUCGUUAGAGUAGGUUAAGGUUUUUUGCCCUAAGACGGUUUUAAAUGUUUUUUAUGGCAGAGGGAGUGAAAUAGGCUAGUGUAGAACUAGAGUGUAACAAAAUAUAGGCUAAGAUAGGCUAUUGUGGUAUAUAGGCUAGGGUGCAAAUAGGGUAGGAAGUACGCCAGGCUAAAACUACGGCAUACCAAGUUGGGGGAGGGCGGGGGGGGAUGGGGGAGGAGACAGAAGCUAGGUAAGAGCUAGAUAAGAUUAAUGCCUACUCUACUCUAUAUUAUUCUACCCUAUCCUUUCUACAAGUAACCCCCCUCCCUCCAUCCCUCCUCACCCUCUAGCCUUCUCUCUCCACCCUCUCAUUUCCCCGUUCUCUCUGUUCGCAGUUGCAGUUUCAUUUAGUCAGCAAACAUUCCCUUCCUCUCUCCUUCCUUCGAAUGAAACACUGUUGCACUUUUAAUGUUCUUUUAAGUCUCGAUUUGCACUCUUAUUUCCAUUGGUGUACUUUUAAAUAAGAGUGCAGAGUUGGUGUUAAAAGUGCAAGAAUCCGCGUAAAAGUACAUUGCCUCAAUUUAAAAGUACAGCCCCGAUUAAAGGGCAUAAGAAAACGAGUCGCAAUGUUUCAUAAAAAACAAACGGAGAGCCAGCCGGCUGGCUGUAACAAACCCAAACGAAACAGAAAGAGAUGUUUUUUCAAUGUUUCAAAGCGAAGAGAAUUCAGAGGCAUUUUUUUAAAACAAACAAAGUUAAAAGUAAACAAACACAAAAAAUUGGAGAAAAAUACAGUAAAGUAUGGUGCAGUAAACAUAUUUAUACAUACAGUAAGAUAUUUUUAUAGAAAACAUCUUAAGUGAUAUAUUUAGGGACGAUACCGUUAAUUUUGGUCUGAAGAAAGCCUUGGGUAAUGUUGUAAAGGGUAUAACGAACAUAUCAAACAGAAGCUUUUUUCAAAAAUAAAAUGUAUUUAAAAACAAAUUUUUGUAACUUUAUAUGGUUUUUCUUAAUUUAUAAAUUGUAGGUUUUUAAAAAAUUGUAAUAUUAAACAGGAAGACACUAACAAGAGAAAGAACGUAAAAUUUCAUAUUACUUUACUAGAGAUGAAGUCUGUUUUAUAUCAUUUUAUUGGAGAUAAAGCCUUACCUUUUUUGUUGCGAAGUGUCAAAAAGUAGCGACAAAGUGUCAAAAUUGAGCAACAAAAUAUUUUUUUUGUUUUUUUGAUAUUGUUUUAGAUUUUUUAGGUAAUUUGAUUGCAAACUUAUAUUGUUAUACCUUUGUUUUCUUAAUUUAUAACGUGUUUUUUAAUUAUAACGUUUAUGCAUUUGUUUUUUACGCGGAAUGAUCAGUAACAUCUUCUUUUUGAUUGUUUUUUUGAUUCAAACAUAUUUUUUAAUUUGAUUUUGAAAAAUCAGGCAUGGUGAACUGAUCUGUUUGGGUAAAAGUUGUCCCAACAUUUUGUUUAUAAAGUUCGAAGUCAUUUUAAAGCUUCUACUUUUAGAUAUUUACAAUAUAUUUAUUAUUUCAGCUACCCCUUCAUAAAGAUCUCAAACGCCACAAUUGACAAUGCCGUCGUAUUUGGUGGUGUUACAUUAUCAAAUAAAACGGUCGAUAAAUAUGGGAAUCGACCAAUUCUUAAAGCUCGAGCUGUUCGCUUGGUUUAUGUGUUGGCACCAGUGAAUGAGGCUGAUGAAUGGAUCAAUCAGUUCGUGAAGGCCAUGAAGAACAUUGAGUUUAAGGAUGCAAACAUUUUCUUUACAAGUUCAAAGGCAUUGCCUGAUGAAAUGCAACGGAAUGGGGAGGUAAGAUCUAUAGUUUUUGGUUGGGCGGGGUAAUUUUUGGGUUGGGCGGGGUAUUUUUAUUAAAAUGGGUGUAAAAAUUAAAUUUUUCUUUGAAAUUUAGAUAACACAAGUUUCAACAUGUUUAAAAAAUUUUUUUGGGUUGUAUAUUCCUCUCCUUAUUCUUUUACCACUUCUUCAUACAAAAUAAAAUAACCUUCUUAGCCCAGUAUGUUAUCCUGAAUAAUUUCAGUUACUAAUUCCUUGGAUGCCAUGGAUGGUAGCUAUUCUUAUUGUGUUUUGUGCUUUAAUAUGUUUUACAACCGACAGUAUCAGAUCUCAGCCUUUCAUCGGACUAUCAGCUAUGUUUAACGCUUUUUUGGCUGUCUGUGCAGCUAUAGCUACAUUAAUAUAUGUGGAGUACCCAUUUUUGCACAUGAUACUUAUUAUGCCAUUUUUAAUUAUAUGUGAGUUUGAUUUUUUUUAACUGUCACUUUGCUUAAUUUAAAAAAAAAUUUUAAAACUUUUUUAAAAAUUUUAUGAAUUUUUUUGAAAUUAAAAAAUUAAAUUUAAAGUUUUCAGCCAUUGGCGUAGACAACAUGUUUUUGAUGUUGAAAUCCUGGCGUAUAGCUUGUGAUAGUUAUAAUGGCAUGUUGAGUAAGGCUAGCCAAAGUGAUGAUGUGUUGGUGUACUCAAUAACAGAAGUGUCGGUAUCACUUAUGAUAACAUCAUUAACUGAUGGAUUUUCGUUUCUUGUUGGAAGUUUGAGCGAUUUCAUUGCCGUUAGUAAGUAUAGUAUAUUAAGCAAGCCUAGCCCCGAGCCCAGAGCUCUAGCCCAGAGCCCUAGCCCAGAGCCCUAGCCCAGAGCUCUAGCCCAGAGCCCUAGCCCAGAGCCUUAGCCCAAAGUUUUAGCCUAGAGCCUUAGCUCAGAGUUUUAGUUUAGAGCCCUGGACCAGAGCCCUGGCCCGGAGCCCUAGCCCAGAAUUUUAAGCCAGAGCCAUAGCCCGGAAUCCUAACCCAGAACUCUAUUUCAAGCCCUAGCUUUAGCCUUAGCCUAAAAAUCAUUUGCAGGAGUAUUUUGUGUCUACUGCUCACUAGCCAUCUUGUACAUGUUUCUAUUUCAAAUUACCUUACUAUCCGGCUUGAUGGUGUUACAUUGUCGACGUGAAAUAGAUCAGAGAAACUGUAUUACAUUUCUAAAGACUACAGUAAUUGAUGAAGAAGAGAAAUAUCGUCAGAUUCAUUAUAAAAAGUCGUAUGAUGCUUUUAACUCAAUGUAUGUUAACGUUCAUGAUUAUUAUGAAACUGUUGUUGACUCUAAAACCCGAAUAUGGGUUCGUAUAGCCAAAGUCUAUCAAAAAAGUUAUGUCAGAGUAAUUGGAGUGGUGUUAUACGUGGUAUACUUGGCUGUGUCGCUGAACUUUUUACUUCAACUGCAGUUGGGUAAGCCUUAUAGGGUGUUUGUAAUAUAUUUAUUUAGUAGCUAAUAUAAUAUAAUAUUUAUUUUCAGGUCUAGACCUAAAACUCCUAACCCCAGACAACUCUUAUGCAGCCCUAGAAAUUCGAGCUCAAGAACGUCUAUUCUCAGACUACGGUGCCUUCUGUUUUGCUGUGGUCAAGACCAAAAACCUUCAACUCUUCAAGAAACAAGAGCGCCAAAAACUGAUUCGCUUGUACAAAAUCUUAAGUGGGGGUGGAUUGGUUUCUCCCGGCGAAUUUUGGCUAGAACCUUUUGCAAAUUUUACUGAAAACGAGGAUUUUCAAAAUGAAAAAUAUUUUAUGAAAUCGGUGGUACGGUUUUUGGAGGAUGAAAGGUACUCAAAGUAUCGUGCUGACAUCAAGUUUGGGAAGAAUGGCACAAUCGAGGCCAUUAAGAUGAUCAUGAGGAUAAGGAAGUUGGGGGCGGAGAAUGAUCCACCCAGGGCUCAAUGGAUGAGAAGAUUGUUUAAGAAUUCGAAUUAUGAUGGAUUUGUGUAUGAUACUAGGUGGGUUGCUUAAAAAUUUGAAAAAGGUAUAGAGGAAUUUGAUUAAAAAACAAGGCGCAAAGAAAGGGGGGGGAGAGCUGGGUGAUAAAAAUUAAAACGGCAAGAGGCAAAGUUAAUGCUUUAGCACGCACUACCCUACCUGCUUUUGCCCUGCCUUUGUCUUGCCUUUGCCCUGUCUUUGUCCUGUUUUCGCCCUGCCUUUUUCCUGCCUUUGUCCUGCCUUUUGCCCUGCCUUUGCCAUGCCUUUGCUCUGCCUUUGCUCUGCUAUGUUCCACUUUAUUACUGUCGUUUUUCUGCUUCCUAUUUCUGCUUUUCCAAAAUAAACACAAAAUUAUAUUACCCAUAUCCCAAUUCCAGCUUCCUCCUAGUAGACCAACUAACCAUCACCCUACAAAAUGUCAUAGCUAAUGUUGCGAUAGCUGUGAUAGUGAUGUUGACCGUGGCCAUCUUACUCAUUCCAAGGCCAGUAUCAGCACUAGCAAUAGCUUUUUGUAUUAUAUCAAUUAAUAUUGGCGUUGUUGGAGCCUUAUCAGCUGUAGGGACGAGAUUGGACAUUAUCUCUAUGAUUACAAUUGUUAUGAGUAUUGGGUUUUCUGUAGAUUAUGCUACACACAUUACAUUUCAUUAUCUGAUCUCUCAAAAUAAUCGACUGGUCGUAAGUUUUUUUUGGGGGUUGGGGUAGAUUUUUGGCAAAAAAAAUAUUUAAAAUAAGGGAGUUUAGGGACUUUAAAGUGAUGUUUAAGUACAUAGUGAUAACAAAAAUACUAAAAUUGUUUUGCCAUUAGUACUACUGUAUCAUAUACAUACUAAUAUCUUUUUACAUCAUUAAUUUAAAUUAAUUGACCGGUCGAUCUUUAUAAGCCGUUUUUGCAACAUAUGCCCUAAGAUUCGAUGUUUUUUAACUUUAAAGUGGUGCAAUGGUACAAACUAGUACCAAUAACACUAAGGCCCUCUAACAUAUAAAUUUAUAUGUAAAUAGCUUUCCAUCGACUAUAAUAUCAAGCCACAAUUUCAAGUCUAACUUUUCAGCAAGCUCUAGAAGUAGUGGCCUACCCAAUCAUUCAAGCGGCUGCAUCAACGUUAGUUGGUGUUGCCAUUCUCGGUGUGGUGCCCUCUUAUAUGAUACGAACAUUCGUUCUUACUGUGGUAUUUGUAGUUCUUAUUGGAUUGGCACAUGCCAUCUUCUUUUUACCAUUACUGCUGGAUACUGUGGUUCCUGAGACUGAAUUCAUUCGGCCAUACGAAGCCGAGAAGCCGGUUUUUGAAAUGGAAAAACCGGUGAACACUGUGCAGUUCAGGAUUGUAGGUUUUUUAAAAUAACAUUUUUAAGUUUAAAACUAUAGCACAUGUUUUAAAUUUUGUGUUCACAGCUUCGGCUGAUUUAUUUAUCCUUCUGAACUUAAGACGUUAAGCCUUAGGCUUCGAUGAAAGGUCUUAGGUUUUGAAUAGACAACAUUAGGCUUCUUAACAGAGCUUUAGACGUUUUUAUAUAUUGUUUGACAAUUUAAAAAAAUUUCUAGUAAAACGCUACAAUAGAUCCUUCGUUUAAAGCCUCCAUUGUAUUAUUAACCUUGCUUUAUAUUGUACUUGUUUCAGACCCCAACAAUAAAGCGAUUGGACUGUUAUAUCGAAGAAAAAUGGAAAUUCUGA
Molecule: messenger RNA, 7752 nt
Organism: Bursaphelenchus okinawaensis
Lineage: Eukaryota; Metazoa; Nematoda; Chromadorea; Rhabditida; Aphelenchoididae
Source: the annotation of a GenBank genome assembly